This is a messenger RNA of Prosopis cineraria, 3600 nucleotides long. RefSeq names its product probable inactive receptor kinase At5g10020. Lineage: Eukaryota; Viridiplantae; Streptophyta; Magnoliopsida; Fabales; Fabaceae. Gene Ontology annotation, biological process: protein phosphorylation. The record is from RefSeq and is a predicted model, not a curated record. The coding region runs from base 367 to 3369 and encodes 1000 amino acids. Gene Ontology annotation, molecular function: protein kinase activity; ATP binding; protein binding. The transcript has 4 exons.
UCUCUCUUUGAGCUGACCCUUUUUUAAUUCUUCUCCUUCUUCUUCUCCUUUUUUAAUAUUCGGUUUUGUAUUUGCCAAUCAUGCUAAAGCUAAACCACCACCCCACCAACUACUUAGAUUUUUGGUCCCUCUUGCUCUUUCCUUCUCACUCCUUUCUCAUGCCUUUCUCUCGAGAUUCUUCCUUUUUCUUCACUCUCCACUCACUGCAUUGUACUAUUACUAUACCUUUUCCUCCUCACGAUUUGUAGAUUCCUCGUUGUUUUCUCACUGGGGUUCUCUGUGGGUUUCUGGGUUUGUUCUUCACGCGUGUAUGCUUCAUCAUUAAAUUUCACUGGAUUUCAACCACGAGGUGCUAUUGGGGAAGGCAUGCAGGCAAUCUGUUUAAUAUUAUUCCUGCAUGGAGUAAUUGUGUUAGGGAAUUUAGAUAUUGAUGCGCUGCUUGAACUCAAGAAGAGCAUUAAGAAUGACCCUUCUGGACUAGUUAAUUCUUGGGAUUCCAGGUCUUUGGCUUCUGAUGGAUGCCCUCAGAAUUGGUAUGGGAUAUCUUGUGCUGAAGGCAAUGUCAUCUCCAUAUCUCUGGAUAAUGCUGGUUUGGUUGGAGAGUUUAAUUUCCUUGCCAUUAAUGGCCUUAAAAUGCUUCGAAACUUGUCAGUUUCGAACAAUCAGUUCACAGGGAGCAUCUUACAUUUUGGUCCAAUGGAGUCAUUGGAAUUUCUUGAUCUUUCAGUCAACAAGUUUCAUGGGAUGGCACCCUCUGACUUGCUUGAGUUACGUAAUUUAGUGUAUUUAAAUCUUUCAACAAAUCAAUUUGAUGGUACAGUUCCCAUUGGCUUUGACAAACUCAAGCGGCUGAAGUAUUUAGACAUGUGCUCUAAUAACUUUUCUGGGGAUGUUAUGCAUAUCUUUUCUCAUAUGGGUGCUGUGGUUCAUGUUGACCUAAGCUCCAACAGGUUUUCUGGUUCACUGGAUUUGGGACUUGGAAACAGCUCUUUUCUCUCCUCAAUUCAGUAUUUAAAUGUUAGUCACAAUUCCUUGACUGGUGAUCUGUUCGCUCAUGAUGGGAUGCCAUACCUUGACAGUUUAGAGAUCUUUGAUGCUAGUAAUAAUCAAUUAGUGGGUAAUAUACCUUCCUUCACAUUUGUGGUAUCUCUGAGGAUUCUUCGGCUUGGAUGCAACCAGUUAUCUGGUUCUCUUCCAGAAGGUCUAUUGAAGGAGAGUUCAAUGAUGUUGUCUGAACUGGAUCUUAGUCAAAACAAGCUUGAAGGUCCUGUUGGAAGCAUUACCUCUGUAACUCUGAAGAAGCUUAAUUUAUCUUCAAACAAACUGUCAGGCCCCUUACCUUUCAAGGUGGGCCACUGUGCCAUAAUAGAUUUAAGUAACAACAUGCUAUCGGGUAACUUGUCGAGGAUUCAGUAUUGGGGUAAUUAUGUUGAGGUGAUUCAGCUUAGUUCAAAUUCAUUGACAGGAAUGCUUCCUAACCAAACUACACAAUUUUUGAGGUUGACUGAACUUAAGAUAUCUAAUAACUUGUUAGAGGGCAGUCUCCCUUUGGUCUUAGGAACAUACCCAGAACUCAAAGAGAUUGAUAUUAGCCACAACCUACUUUCUGGGGUCCUCCUUUCAAGUUUUUUCACCUCGACCAAAUUGACCGAUCUUAACCUCUCACACAACAACAUUUCUGGGCCAAUAUAUUUUCAACAAAUUCCAGACAACCCGCAGGUUUAUGCUGAAAAUUCUAGUCUAGUGUCCGUUGAUCUCUCAUACAACAACUUGAGCGGGCAUCUACCUGCAGAAAUAAGUAAGCUUCACAAUUUGGCAAGUCUCAACCUAUGUAACAACAAAUUUGAUGGUAUUAUUCCUGAUGAUCUUUCUGAUCAACUAAGAGAACUCAAUGUGUCCUUCAAUAAUUUUUCUGGCGCUGUGCCUGAUAAGUUAAUGAAGUUUCCUGAAUCAGCAUUUCACCCCGGAAAUUCCUUGCUGAUCUUUCCACAUUUGCCUGCUUCACCAGAAGAGGGUGGUGAACUAGGUCUGAAGGAAAAAAGACCACAUAUAAAAUCUGCAACCAAAAUUGCCUUGAUUGUGAGUUUGGUUUCUGGUGCUUUUGUUAUGGUGCUUCUGAGUGUGAUAAGUUUUUAUAGGGUUCACUGGCAAAACCAAACAGCUACUCAUGAAAAUAGAACCAAAGAUAUUUCUCAUCAUAGUUCUUCUCCAUCUGGCAGUGAAGCACCAAAAAGACACGUAGAAGCAAUAUCUUCAACCCAGAAGGGGUCUGAUGAUGUUAGAAAUGUUCAUGCUGCUGUAGAGAAGCCAAAAGAUUUGGACUUUUCUGAAUUAGUUAAGAACGAGGAAGGAAUAUCAUCUCCAAUGUCUUUUCUCUCAAUUUCCAAUCCUUCAUCUUCUAGAAGCCAUCCAUUUGAGAAUCCUAGUGCUCUCAAAAUAUGCUCACCAGAUGAAUUGUUUGGGGAUUUGAAUCUAUUUGAUGGAGCCUUGGAGCUCACUGCAGAAGAAUUUUCUAGUGCUACAGCAGAAAUUAUUGGUAGGAGCUGUCAUGGAACGCUGUAUAAAGCUACACUAAACUCAGGUCAUGUAUUGGUUGUCAAGUCAUUAAGGGAAGGAAUAGCCAAAAACAAGAAGGAUUUUGCAAGGGAAGUUAAAAAACUUGGGACCAUCAAGCAUCCAAGUCUGGUUUCUCUUCAGGGUUACUAUUUGGGUCCAAAGGAGAAUGACAAAUUCAUAAUAUCAAAUUAUGUCAGUGCACAAUCUUUGGACUUUUAUCUUCAUGAUAGAAGGAAUGUUCAUCCAAUGUCUCUUGAUGAAAGGUUCAGGGUGGCCAUAGCCGUGGCACAAUGUCUGCAUUACUUACAUAAUGAGAAAGCCAUACCUCAUGGCAAUCUCAAAUCCACAAACAUCCUCCUUGAAACUUCUAACCACAAUGUGCUGCUCACUGACUAUAGCCUGCAUCGGAUUCUAACCACUGCCGGUACUGCCGAGCAAGUUCAAAAUUCAGGCAUUCUUGGUUACCGGCCUCCCGAGUUUGCAUGCUCAAGCAAACCAUGCCCAUCCUUGAAGAGUGAUGUAUAUGCAUUUGGGGUGAUCUUGUUAGAGCUUCUAACAGGAAGAAAUUCUGGGGACAUUGUUACAGGGAUCCCUGGAGUUGUUGUCCUUGCAGACUGGGUUCAGUUUUUGGCGGAGCAAAAUCGUGGCAGUGAGUGCUUCGAGAGGCUGCUCUUGUUGGACAGGCACGGUGGUGGGGAAUGCCGGCCCCGACUUCUUGAUCAAAUGCUGAAGGUGGCUCUUAGAUGCAUCCUUCCAGCAUCAGAGAGGCCUGACAUGCAGACUGUUUUUGAGGAUCUUUCAACAUUAAGGUAGAGUUUUGGAAUUCUGAUUGAUCACUAACAUGAUUAUCCCCAGUGGUUUUGUUUUGUUGUUUGUGUUUUAGUUCGUUCAUUAAUUUUUAGUCCCUCUGUGACAACUCUCCCUAGGCAUUGUAGCAUGCCAGCCUAGGAAAAUAAAGUUCUUUUGAAGGUGAAUUCAUUCUUUAGAACACUUGAAGUGGAAGAUUGUAUAUUGUUAUUUAGUGUUAUUUUAUCCAGUGAAUAA